This is a messenger RNA of Limulus polyphemus (Atlantic horseshoe crab), 9351 nucleotides long. RefSeq names its product SLAIN motif-containing protein 2-like. Gene Ontology annotation, cellular component: microtubule plus-end. Lineage: Eukaryota; Metazoa; Arthropoda; Merostomata; Xiphosura; Limulidae. The record is from RefSeq and is a predicted model, not a curated record. Gene Ontology annotation, biological process: cytoplasmic microtubule organization; microtubule nucleation; positive regulation of microtubule polymerization. Bases 74 to 1552 code for a protein of 492 amino acids. The transcript is spliced from 11 exons.
UCAGUCGAAAUCUGUUGAAAGAUGGUGGUAGUAAGCGAGUUCUAUCGAACUGUUUAAAUUGAAUCACAAUUAAAUGAGAAUGAGUGUUAUAACGAAGGAGGCACAAAUGGGUGUCGAUCCUCACGAAGAAGUGAAAAAAUUACAAGAUUUAGUGAAGAAAUUAGAAUUGCAGAAUCAACAAUUACGUUGUCGUCAACGUACACCGCCGACUCGUGACCGAAUAAGCCCUGGUAAAAAUGAGGGACGAGCCAAUGAUUCACGGACAAAUAAAAUCCAGCAUUCUUCUAAUAAAAACACUGAAAAAGCGGAUAAACCAAAACGGCGUGAAGGUUCUUUCAAAGAGGGAGAUUUUAUAAUUUUAGAUGAGUUAGAUUUAUCAGAUGAAGAAUCAUGGUUGUACUCUUCACCUAAAGGAUUAACACCCGAAGAUCGUGUUAUCAGCCCCUACAAAUGGAUGCGCAAGGAUUUGGAAGACCCUGAAAACAAAGAGCUACAGUUAGCUCGAAGAUCUCUUGCCAACAAACUGGAUGAACUAGCUUUACAAAAGUUUUGGCCUGGGAACCAUUGGCUCUUUGGGCAAAAGGAUCUAAAGUGUUGUCAAGGAUGCCGAGUUGUUGACUCCAGAACCUUUACUCGAAAUCGAAGGAAAAGGGAAGGAGAAGUGAAUUUACCUCCUGGUGCUAUACCAGUAAUUGAACCAUUACAAUAUUGUUAUCAAGGAAAAAGUGAAAAUGGUGUGGCAUUAGAAGAUGAUUCUCUUGCAGAUGUCAUAGAUGUUCAUGAGAUAGCUAGACUUCAAGAAGAGAGUUUAAAGCAGUAUUCUCCAGCAAGCACACCUAAAAGAAAUUCAGUGAGCAGCUUGUCUGGGAGGAGAUCUGGUUCACCUUUGAGUUCCACUUCUGACAUUGAUGGACAAGACUACCAAGCUCAACAUCCAGUUAGUCCCUGUGCUGCUCAAUCUUGUAACAAUGAAUUACAUGAAACACACCCAAAUACAACAGCAGUACACAGCCGGAUCUCCAAUCAUUCCAGCCCAACAAAUAGUCAUUAUGGCUCCAACAAUUCCCUAGAUAAUCCAACAGAAAAUGUUCGGCGGAGUCUUCCUAACCUUGCAAGAGGAAGCGGUGGGAUUAGACUUGGAAGAGGCAAAAAUAUCAGUGAAUCAGAGUUACAGCGUCCAAGUCGUGUUGUAGUACCAUAUCAGAGAACAGAACCUAGGUUAACCCCACUUUCUCAGGUUGGCCAAAUAAGAAGACAGAUUUCUCCAGGAUCCAGACAAAGUCCCCGACAGCAGUCUCCAUUACAGAGUACCCCAAAUCAAAAAUUUUUAGUUAGACAACAGUCUCCUUUUGAAUCAAUUGGCAACACAACACCUUCUCCAAGGAAUGCUCCUCCUUCAGCAGGAACCCCUAAAUCUGGUCUGCCUCGUCCUUCAAAGAUCCCAGCUUCUAAAUCAAUGAAGCCUAGGUCAGGAAUUCCAGUGCCUUACUCUGGCAGAUCAGGAUUACAAGAAGACCAGACAGGCGAUGACUGGAGUGAAGGGUGUUUCUAGCGAUAUAUUUAGUUAUUAACUUGGUGAAAGGGUUAAUAUUUGUAGGUUUUUACAAGGUUUUAUUUUUGCAUCUUUCACCAUUACUUAUUGUAGUGUAGUCAGAAAAUGACACGCCUAUCUUUUCAUGUUACGUACUAAAUGACGUAUUUAGGCAAAAUAUUCUAAUUAUAAACUUAUCAGAAAAGAGUUAAGCUCUAUUUACACAUUCUACAACUGAAAAAGCCUGUAUAAUUUUAUUCUCAAAAUAAUGUUCAGUAAAGUGAUUCUAUCAAAAUAUUGGACAACUGUGAUUUGCCAAUAGAAUUGGGCUUAAUUGCAGUGUAUUGACUUUAAUUAGAAACUGGAGCUUUCUCUGGUAGUAAUAAUGGUGUUUAUUUUAUCACCUAAAAAGUUAACUUCAGUCAGAAGUUAAUGGUAUUCCACAGAAAAUGUUUACUGUUUGAUCAAUAGGUCAUUUUACUUUUAUAGAAAAGCUGUUAGUUAAAUUUUAGUGCAUUUCUUUUAUCUUUCUCAGAUAAAAGAAAAUAAUAAGCUCACGUACAGAACAGUUGCAGAAAUAAUCAUUUUGGUUUUGAUAAAAGUUUUUAAUCCAUAAAUUAACAUAGGUAAUGUUUUUGAAUAUUUUGAUGCUUGGUUAAAAUUAUUAUUAAGUUUGCUAAAACACCAACAAAAGAAAAAAAUUUAAAACUUUUUGCUUUUCUGCUGUUAUUUUUAAACUAUUUUGGUGAGUUCUAAACAACUGUUCAAGUUUAUCCAUGCAUAUACAGUAAUUAUUUAUAACUUAAAGACAGUUAAUUUAUAUGUUACAUACUCUUUAGUUUGGUGAUAAUGGUACUCAUUAUCUUGGAGUAUAAUUAUGUAUUCAUCAGCUGCUCAGUUUAUAAAAUCGUUAUUGUUACCUAGAUAGCCAUCAGGAUAUAGACCACAGAAUUUUUUUUCUAUCAUUACACCAUCAUAAUGUGUCUUAUUAAACACAUCUUUGUUACUUAGCUAUUCUAUGAUAGAAAUAUAUUUAUUACUAUCACACUAUUGGUAGUUUUAAGAUAUUUUUAAAUUAAGAAUACAUAUUUUCAAAUGAUAUUUUAUAAGAACAACAAUUGUGAUAUUAGCAAUUAAAUUUUUUGUAAAAUCUUUCAUGUUGAGAUACUAUGUUGAUAAUUUUAGUGUUUUUCCUAAAGGAGAAAUUUCAGUCUUUUUUUUCCUUGUUGCUGGUUUGCUGAUAAAUGAUGUGUAUAUUAUAGGUCCUUAAAUACUUUCUGAUAGGCAAUUUAGCUAGAUUUGAUCAUAUUUCAAACAUAUUAUGUUUCUUAUACAUAAUGGGAGAUUUUAAAUUCCUAUAUACAUCUUGUGUCUUAAGUCAUAUAGUAAGUUAUAUUUCAAACUUUUUACUAAAUCUUUCUGGAAUCUUAUACUGAAACAUUAAAAAACUUUGCAAAUACUAAGCCCAAAUGCUUCAUCCUUUGCUGAAUUUCCUUAUUUUACUUUUCAUAAAUUAUGAGUAUGUAGCCAAAAUAUUUACAUAUAUAUAAAUGAAAAGCUUAUUAAAAUACACCUUUUGUUCCACAUUUUAAAAUUAUGAAAAAAAAAUUGUAACAUUAUCAGGAAGUCAACAGUUAUUGUAAGAGAGAAAUUAUCAUAAAGUUAAUUUGUUUAUAGAUAAUCUUAAAGCUAGAAAAUUGAAUUUAGAAACUUUUUUCUAAAUAUAAUCGAUUAUCAAACUGUACCAUAAUUUUUUUUUUAUAUAUUUGUAACAAAAACUCUUGAUCACAGAAUAAUGAUAAUAUUUUAAUUGAAUAAAAGAAAUAGCUAGGUGUUGAUAUUUGCUCUGGAAAUACACCUUUACAGAAUGUUUAUAUGUAUAUCAUCUAUUUGGUGACAAAAUAUCUAUCUGUUCAUAUUGUAAUAAGAGUUUGUAGCAUCAUAAUCUUAUUUUAUGUAUAUUAUAUUGGUAGAAGUAGAGGUGUAGUAUUUCUGUUGCCUCGAGUUAUAUUUAUAUAUAAUUUUCUGGUGGCAAGUCUUGAUAAGGAUUGAAAUGAAAGUAACAUUUAAUACUUGUUUUAAUUUCUAUGGUGAUCUAUGGGCAACAAAUAUAACUCUAAACAUGGUGUACCCAUAUCAAACAUUUAUAAUCUGAUAUUCAAGUAUUAUUUUAAAAGUGAAAUAACUACAAUACAAUGAACUGUAAGUGCAUUGGGUACUCAUGCAGAUGUUGCUGUGUUUGAGGUACUGUAUUUAAUAUACAAGUUUUGCAUUAUAGGAUUGCUAGUCAUGGAAUUUUCAAUGCUUUGCAAUGACCCAAUAAUAAGUUAUCUGUUUUUCACUUGGUCAAUGAUAUUAUGAAUUUAAGAAGAAAGGAAGAAGAACAUUGGUAAAUGUAUGCGAAAUGCAUAAUUGAUAAAUCAUAAAAUGUGUGCUAUUCUUGGUUUCGACAACAUUUAUAAGGAUGUUUGGUUUAAAAUAUUACAGUGAAAUGAGCUUUUUCUUCUCUUGCAAAAUUCUACAAAAUUAACUUUCUUUAUUUUUUGUUCAGUACGUACCUACGGCUUCUAACGGGGAUAGUAGUGCUGUGCAUAUACAACCUGCAAGAAGUCAUAUGUAUAUAUAUGAAUGGUAAAAGUGUGUUUUCCAUACUUGGAGAACAGUUAUAAGCAUGUUGGAUUUAGAAAAUUAUGAUAAAAUGAGCCUUCCAAAUUUUCUUUCUCCUUUUGAAGUGGAGGGAAGCCAUUGAACUCAUCUGUAUACAAAGUGUGUUGUUGUAUAAUUUACACACUGACAGAAAGAACUACAGUAUUGUAUAUUCAAGCUGUAAAUUGGAUAAUUAAAAACAGUUGCCACACACACUUGGGUAAAGUUAUCUUCAUAAAAUAUUUUAUAUUACUAUGUUGCUAUUUUUAUGCUUAACCUUCUGUUUGAAGUAAUAUGUACCAGAAAACCAGUUUUUUGUUGAAGUUACACUAAACUGGUUUAAACAAAGUUAAAACCAGUAGCUAUUGGUUUAGUUGGUUGGUAUUUUUUGGGCACAAAUGGUAGAAAUGCUAUUGGUUUGGUAUCAUUGUUAUAUAAUCACACACAAAAAAAAAGUUAUUUUACAUCAAAGUAGAAUGCUGAAAUUUUCCAGAAACAGAGCUAUAACAUGCUUACUGUGAAAUUGAAAACCUAAAUGUUGUAUGUAAAUUUUAAGGCAUUAUCCAACCACCAGAUUUUAAAUUAAAACACCAUUUAUAACGUAUGAUCUUUUUUUUCUAUAUUGUUCUAACUUCUUCAACCAUUAGUAUUGAGUGAGACACCAUUCAUAAUGAAUAAUCUUUCUUUUUUUUCUAUAUUGUUCUAACUUCUUCAACCAUAAAUAUUGGGUGAGAGGCCAUUAGGAAAACUUAUUGCUGAAAAAAUAUUAUUUAAACACUAUUCAUGGAAAUUUCUGGGUGUGAAACUUUAAAAGAGCUCUACUAGAAUAAUCUUAUCUUUAAGAGGUCAGUAGCAACCUUCUAUGUUGCUUUAUCCUACUUGGGAAUAAAACAUUUUUAUGACUUGCUAGCUUUAAUAUACACCCUUUAUUGUUUUUUUUACUCUGUUCUUAUCCAAUCUUUAUGUCAGUACUGCUGUGAUUUAGAAUUUUCAUGAUCUCUAGUUUUAUUAUGUAUUGCUUACAUUUGUGUGGUGUAAAAAGCUCUGUGAGAAAAUUUCUAAUAUUCUCUGUAUUUUUUAUGGGUGACUUGAGAAUUUUUUAGUGGAAAUCACUUUACGUACUUGAGAUUCUUUAACAUCCAUUUAAAUAUUUAUUGUUAUUUUCAUUUAACAUGUUAGAAAAUGAAUUUACUGAACUAUUCUAUAUUUUAAAUUUUCUUUCAGAAACUAAUGAAUUUCUGGUUUUAAGGAUUAAAUUUUUAAAAUUAAUGUGAAAUUGCCAGAUUACAUCCAAAUUGAGAUAGUAAGUCCUCUGCGUACAGAAAGAAGGGUAUAUAUAUAUAUAUAUGUUAUUCCACAUCCUGUACACACAGAACUUACUGUCACAAUUUGUAGGUAUAUGUCUUUAUUUAUAUUUAUAUAUAUUUGUGUUAUAUAUCAAUGGAACUACUGAAAACUCCUGGGAUUAACAUAUCAGAAAGAUACACCCAAGUCUUUGAAUACUUUACUAUUUUUUGUUGCAUAAAAAUCAUUCAAGGUAGUAAUUUGGUAAUCUAUCUUUUGCAUUUCUUGCACCCCUGGGUGACUCAGUGGUAAGUCUGAGGGUGUAUAAUGCAGCUUUGUGCUUAAUAAUGAACCAAACAAAGUAUUUCUGGCAAGUAGGAUUUAACCCAGAAGUUAUUGCACACCUGGUGAGUGCUCUUUUAACUGAGUAAGAGGGUUAACCCAGUAUUUACCACAUUCUUCAAUCUCUCACAAGCAAGGCCUGUCUUCAGGCCUUAUCUCAGUGUUGUUUGAUGACCAUUAGUUGGAUGCCAGUGGUAAAUCCAUUUUUGAACUUCCUGGGCUUAGGAUCAAACCCAAGUCCUUUGUCACACCAGGUAAGUGUUGUAGAAACUGAACUAAUAGGGUUAACCUAGUAGCUGUUGUUAGUAAAGCACCUUUUUAAUAGCUCAAACUACUAAGGUAAUAAAUGUGUCGAGUGACAGUUUUCUUGUUAUCUUUGUUUUUGAAACUUCUAAUUGAUUUCCAUUUACAAAAUUUUCUCAAAAAUCAUUCAUUGUAUCCAUGCUGAGUAAUUGUUGCUUCAAUCAUUUUCAAGUUUCCACUGUGGAUUUUACUUGAUUGAACACAAAUCCCUUUUAGACUCUUAUUGGCUCCUUAUCUGUGUAAGCAAAUAAAAUUAAACAAAGCACCAAAUAUUAAAAACCGAGAUAAGAUACCAACAGUAAGUGUUCUGACUUUUCUUAGUACACAGAUUCUGAUCUGUUAAAUCUGCUGGUAGUUUCUGAAUUCUGAGAACAUAUAUUUUUAUACAACUAUCACUUGUACAUUGUCUUGUGAAAAAGCAACAUUACUAUUAAUCUAAAGCACUAGCUUAGCUUGUUUGUUUUUUAAAUAGUGACCUCACAAAAAGGUGUUUUUCUCCUAUUAAUGCACAGCACUGAAACAUUAAAACAACCUUGUUAUGUCUUUGAAGAUGUUAGGUUUUUUUGAGAUGCUUAGUCAUACAUCCUUUUGGUGUCACUGAUCUUAACAUGAGUCGACAUUAGGUACUAUCAAAUUGGCGAUGUUGAAAAGGUUUUUUCAAAUUGUACAAUUACUUCAGCUUUAGCCUUAUGACUUUAAAUGAUGCAGCCCAUAUAUGAAUGUGCCAUAAUAUAAUGGACAUUUGGCACUUUGUAGCUAAUUCAGGUUGAGUUUUGUAAUGAGUAUAUUAUGCAAAUUCAGCAAGAACAGUGUCUUUGAAAAAUGUGGUUUUGGUGAAAUCUAAAAUCACAUUAUAAUAACAGGUUACAAACUGGCAUGCUUAAGCUGAAAAGUAACUGGACUUUGAUUGGAACUGUCCAGUUUCUUCAGCAAACUUACUCUUUAUUUUCUUAUAUAAAAAUAAUUAAAAUUAUAGCAGAAUGUGUAGGAUUAUACACAAACCUUUCUCUAUGCUAAAAUACCUUUAUUUUCAGCUCUUGGCCCUAAUACUCGAGCCUUCAUCAGACAACAGUCUACUGAGCAAUAAAUAUUUAUUUAUCUGUGUAACACUGCUUUAAAAUAGACAUCUAAGCAACAAUCCUAACAAUAAACGACGUUUGGUAUUAAAGUUAUUUUAAUACAGAUGUCAGUUAUUGUUACGAUUGUUGCUUAGAUGUCUAUUUUAAAGCAAUGUUCCACAGAUUAAAGAAUUUAUAUCUCUCAGUACAUUGUUGCCUGCUGAAGGCUCCAGUAAGAAGGCCAAAAGCUCACAAAUAAGAGUAUUUUUUAGUGUAGAGAAAAGUCCGUGUAUAAUUCUAAUCAACCAUUAGACAAAUUGAAAAUCAUGUUUAGGUUAUAAGUAAUUUUUUUUUUUUAGUUCUGGGAUGGUGAGGCCAUUUUCCUGAAUAUUGUGGCAUUUUGUUCUAUUUAUAUUAAAUUAAUUGCUUCCAUUUCAAACGAGGCCACAAAAACUGUUAUGUUAAAGUUGUUAUGUGGACUAUGCUCCCUACAGGAGUAUUUAUUUCAAAGUAUUUCGAUUCUUAGAAGUUCCUUCUCUUUUAUUUUUAUACUUAACAGUACAGUUGAUAGAAGGAUUUUUUUUAACUCAAACAGUUUGUCAGAAAACAUUAUCACAGACCAUUGAUUUGUUGGUUUUGUAAGUUAACGUUAAACUAAUUAACUCAAGUAAAAGAGAUCAGCAGUUAUUAAGAGAUAAAGAACUACGUUUGGACCUUGAAUGAAGUCCUUUGAGUUAAAACAUUGAGAAAGUUUAUCAACUUUGAUAUUCUUCACUGAUGUUGCACUGUACAUUAGUUUUAAUAAAGUAGAACUCAGUAUACAUAUUAACCAGUUACUACUGUAGAAUCAAUGAUACAAGGUGUUCUUUAGCUGUUUAGGGGAUAUUUUUUCUAUUAUUGGGCAUGCCUUUUUUAAUACAUUUUACUAAAAAAAUAAUUCACAUAUAGCUACCAUUAAAUUUUUUUCUAUAGUUGCAUGAAUAAUAUUUAUUAAAAUAGGAUGAUUUUUGUUAAAUUUUCUUAUUUUUAAUACUUUUGUAAUACUUUUACAGUUAAUUGAACAAAUUAUGGUGUAAGUCUGUGAAUUCAUAAUUUAAACCUCAAGGUAUUUUUAAAUUACUUGUCAGAACUUUUAUUUAUGUAAACAGUCGUUAUUUAUAUAUAUUUUUUGUUUACCUCUAAAGUUUCAAAAUUAAACACGUUUAUACACCUUUAGUGUUUAAUUAAAACACUUUUUUACGAAGGAAGGAGUAACUUUAUUUCAUUCACAGAAACUGUCUUUGGUGGUGCUGGUAUUAUGUUUCUGUUUUGAAGCCCAGUCUAUCAUUUGAUUUACCACUUACCACCAAGUUAUACUGUAUUUUAGGAAUUCCACCUCUCGUCAGUAAUCCUAGACUUCAUUGAACUUCAUAUUUAUUUUUAGUGUUUUAAACAGCUUGUUUGCUGAAUAAGUUAGUAGUAUCAAUUUCUAUAUAAAUAUAAAGUCACUGUAGUGAGUGGAAGACAAUUCAAAACACCAUACGUAUAAGAUACACAAUUAAUUAUGUCAAGAAAGCUUUAAGUGUAUUUACAAUAAGGUUAGGAAAAAUAAUGUUAACAGCUGUAUUACUGUUGAGGGAGUUCCUAGGUUCAUUGACAUUUUCUAAAAUCAUCUAACAGUUAAAACUGAAAUGUUUUGAAAUUUGUAGCAGAAUUCUUUGCAUUACUUUGUUUUCAGUGAAACUUCAAUAAUAGUUUGUUUGUUUUUUUAUCCAUUGUUAUAAUGAAAAUUUUGAAAUUCUAGUUUUUUGAAAUGUUGAAUGUGUGACCAAUUUCAAAAGAACUUACUGCCAAAGGAUUAAUCCACUCACUUCAAGUAUUUCAAUAUUCUAAUGUUCCUGUAAAAUUGAAACUAAAACCAUUGUGUACGUGAUGAUCUAGAUUACUCCCUAACAUAAAAUUGUAUCAGGGCCUUCGGUCUUUAUUUGAUAAAUUAUUUUCAUUAAUAAAAGUAAAAAAAAAAAAAGGUAAAUACAAUAUUUACCUUUAUUUGUAUAUAGAGAAGCUUGUGUAAUUAAAAAAUUAACUUUUUUCUGUAAUCAUGUAGGCAUGCUCAUUGGUUGCUUUGCUUGUUACUUGUAUGCUCGUGGGACUGUGGUUUUUUGUACAAAAUGCAAAAUAAAUUGAAUAAAUUGUUGUUGCAAUUUU